AUGAAUUCCCUGUUUCUCCUGAGCUGUCUAAGCUCUACCUGGUUUCUCAUGGUAUACUCACACAUGGUACUGGAGGACAAGCUAUCCACCAAUAAGUCUUCUUUCCGGAGUCUACAGAAUGGGAGCCUGUCAGAUGCUCCACCCAUCGUCAUUGUAGGUCAGUUAAUCAUUAGGUCUGGCAUAUAAUCAGUAUGUGGAAUAAAAAUAAAUGGGCUGCUAAAAAUUACUGCAUUCUUUGAAAUGUGCUGAUAUCUUGUAAUAUCUCCAUUUUGUUGUUGUUAUAUGAAGGAAAUAUUAUUGUAAAAUGCAGAUACAUUUUGCUCGGUAUUUAAGUAUUCCAAGGCUGACUUCAAAAGCAAAGCCGUCAGUAUGACUAACACCAACCUUGAUAAGCUGCUAAAUUAUAUACAUUAUGAAAAUAUGUCAACUACAUUUAUUUUUCAGAGUUGCCCAAAACCGCAAAGAAAAAAAACAAGAAACCAAGAAAGGUAAACUAUAUUGUGAAAAUAAUUGUCCAAAUUAUGCAUGUUUGUGUCAUAUUGAUAAAUUGGUGGAAUUAAGUCUAAAAUACACAUAGCCAAUAGUGUAAAUAAUGCUUAUUGUGACAUGAAUGUAAAAACAUUUCAGUGUGAAUGAAGGCAUGUUUCUACAUGAUGAAAAGUAUGAGUGAAGUGGUAACACUUUACAAUACGGGUACAUUAUUAAACAUUAGUAAAUGCAGGAGUUAACAUGAAUACAUCAUAUAUUAAUGCAUUUUUCAAAGCAACAUGCAUUCUGUUGACUAGACUAUUACUAAAGACAUUCAUGAUCAUAUUAGUAAAGAGGUGAAAAUGCUUCAAAUAGCUCGUAUGCUAAUUAAGUUCAUGUUAUCUAAAUAUUAGUUGAGUCACUUUGUAGGGCCCUAUUGUAAAGUGGACACUGUUAAUGCUUUAUAAAGUGUUGUAGGCUAUUCAUCGUUAAUGAACUAUGGCAUUCAUUCAUGUUCAUUGAUGUACCCUUAGUGUAAGUGCAGGCAAGGCUAAAUCCUUAACCUUCUUUCACAGAACAAAUUCAGCGUCAAAAACAAACGUCCACCUCCUCCCGCCAACUGCGUGCCAUUGUGGGGAAGCUGCAAAACCCCUAAUAAUGUGUGCUGUGAGUACUGCGCUUUCUGCCACUGCCGCCUCUUCAAGACUGUGUGCUUUUGUCGAAUGGGAAACCCGCGGUGUUGA
Molecule: messenger RNA, 1211 nt
Organism: Coregonus sp. 'balchen'
Lineage: Eukaryota; Metazoa; Chordata; Actinopteri; Salmoniformes; Salmonidae
Source: the annotation of a GenBank genome assembly